Messenger RNA from Hipposideros armiger (great roundleaf bat), 671 nucleotides. It is a transcript of the gene SSR4, whose product is annotated as signal sequence receptor subunit 4. NCBI's taxonomy places the organism in Eukaryota, Metazoa, Chordata, Mammalia, Chiroptera, Hipposideridae. The transcript has 6 exons. Gene Ontology annotation, cellular component: endomembrane system; endoplasmic reticulum; membrane. The record is from RefSeq and is a predicted model, not a curated record. Bases 94 to 612 code for a protein of 172 amino acids.
UGGCUGCCGCGGCCUCUUACGCGUCGCGCUUCCUAGUCUGCCCCUCGUGGUCAGGGGAGUCCGCUCCCUUUUUACCCCGGCAGAGAAGAGGCGAUGGCGGUGCUGGCAUCUCUCGGCGCCCUGGCGCUACUCCUGCUGUCCGGCCUCUCCUGCUGCUCAGAGGCCUGCAUGGAGCCCCAGAUCACCCCUUCCUACUACACAACCUCGGAUGCCGUCAUUUCCACUGAGACUGUCUUCAUCGUGGAGAUUUCACUAACAUGCAAGAAUAGGGUCCAGAACAUGGCUCUUUAUGCUGAUGUCAGCGGAAAACAAUUUCCUGUCACCCGGGGCCAGGACGUGGGGCGUUAUCAGGUAUCCUGGAGCCUAGACCAUAAGAGUGCCCACGCAGGCACCUAUGAGGUCAGAUUCUUCGACGAGGAAUCAUACAGCCUCCUGAGGAAGGCUCAGAGAAAUAAUGAGGACGUUUCCAUCAUCCCACCCUUGUUCACAGUCAGCGUGGACCAUCGGGGUACCUGGAACGGGCCCUGGGUUUCCACUGAGGUUUUGGCUGCAGUCAUCGGUCUAGUGAUCUACUACCUGGCCUUCAGCGCCAAGAGCCACAUCCAGGCCUGAGGGCGGCGCCCCCAGCCCCCUUGCUUCUUUCAAUAAACAAUUACAGGCUAUCACAUGCA